AUGGACCACAUGGGAGGACUCGUCACAGACUACGGGGUGGCUCUGCGCACCUCGGACAUCCCCUGGGUCUCCAAGCAGCUCUGGGCGCCCGACGCGGCAUCCAAGAGCGGGAAAUACUUCCUCUAUUUCCCUGCCCGCGACAAGAAUGUUGCCGAUACACCUGUGGGACCAUUUGUUCCAGAGGAGAAUCAUAUCCCGGGGAGCUGCAGUAUCGACCCGGCGGUGUUUGUGAAUAAACCAGGCGGAGAGCAGACAUCAGAAGGAGCAGAUGGGAAGGCAUACAUCUAUUUCGGGGGUCUUUGGGGUGGCCAGCUCCAGUGCUGGGUUCGUCCCACCGCGGACUCCGACAAAGAAAAGACCGAUGCAAAUGGCUAUAUCUUCGACGACUCCCAGUCCGGGCCCCAGGAACCAUCUGGUCCCGGCGUGCCGGCGCUUUGUCCGCGCAUAGCACAGCUCAGUGACGAUAUGCGCGGCUUUGUCUCCCCUGCUCGCGAAAUCCAGAUCCUGGCCCCGGAAACAGGGAAGCCCACCGCGGCAGAGAAUCAUGAACGGCGGUUUUUCGAGGCUGCAUGGCUGCAUGGCUACCGAGGUCUCUACUACUUAUCGUACUCGACGGGAGACACAUGA
Molecule: messenger RNA, 627 nt
Organism: Penicillium alfredii
Lineage: Eukaryota; Fungi; Ascomycota; Eurotiomycetes; Eurotiales; Aspergillaceae
Product: Xylosidase/arabinosidase
Exons: 2
Coding region: 1-627 (208 amino acids)
Source: RefSeq, a predicted model, not a curated record